AUGUCCAAAACUGUGGUGGCUCCGUUCCGAGGCUUGUCACGAGUGGGGAUCCCGCGUGGUCCCAACCUUACGCGCUCCUCUGCAGCGGUCUCGCCUUUCAAUCCGACCAGCUUCGGCCGACGAACGUUUCUUCCGCCAAGGGAAUAUAGCUUAUCUCGGGCAGGAAACGACACCAAGCUCGCUUUGGAUGACCUGGUUGAGACUUAUUGUGGCUCGGUCAUUUUGACCAGGGCAACCUGGUCUCCACGUUUCAGCUCCACCCAUGCAGAUGGCGGGUGGAACGCAGAAAAAGCCACCACGGCUGCAGCACCAACGAUUGGCCUGACUAAGUCACGAGACGAUCUCUUCGGCUCCAGAUGCCCAGAUGUAGAGAGACGUCUGCGGUGCAAGCACACUUGUGGCGCGAACCACAUCGCAUCGGCUUACUCGAGCGAAAGAGGCAGGAGUUCUAGUGUAUCUACUCCGAAUCAUCAUGCUGCAUUUGGUGAAGGUCGAUAG
This is a messenger RNA of Penicillium oxalicum, 498 nucleotides long. RefSeq lists its product as uncharacterized. Bases 1 to 498 code for a protein of 165 amino acids. The record is from RefSeq and is a predicted model, not a curated record. Lineage: Eukaryota; Fungi; Ascomycota; Eurotiomycetes; Eurotiales; Aspergillaceae. The transcript has a single exon.